UGGAACCCAACAUGGGGCUCAAUCCCAUGACCCUGGGAUCAUGACCUGAGCUGAAACCAAGAGCCGGGCACUCAGCCAACUGCUCACCCAGGCUCCCCUUUUCUUUUCUUUUUCAGUGAUAGGAAGAAAUGCAUUAGAAACAUUUUCCUGGUCCUAAGCCCUAAGAAGUGGGUAUUUAUAGACUUGAUCGUUUUGUUGUUUUUAAUCUUAAUCUAAUUCUUAUUUUUGAGUGCAAAAACAGAACAAUGAUACUUUGCAAUGAAAAAAAAUGUUAAAUCUCCUCUAAAACUUUUACAGCUAAUAUGUCUGUACAACCUACAGAUUAUUCAUUUUCCUCGAGACUAUAAUCUAGUUUUCCCAUACAAAUAUAAAUCUCAUGGUCCGUGUCCACGUGGGAGAUUUAAAAGGCUUUCUUUAUAUCCUUAGGCAAAGAUUUUUGUGUAGUUCUAGGAGAAUUUAUGCCCACAGCAUCCUCUUCGGAUGAUACAAGAAGCCGCCAAGAAGGAGCUUCUCUGGGAGCCUGCUGGAUGCAUGUAUGGACCUUCUCAUGUCAUGCUAUAAAAGCUGUUGACAAUGAACAGUUGUUUUACAUGUUAAAAAUGCUUGGAAGGAAUAUUUCAGGGGAACCUUUUAUAGACUGAAUGUUCUCCCUUAGCUUUUCUUAAGCAAUGCCUAGCAGAGUCGAAUCCUGUUGUGUUGUUCAUUUUGCUUACAAAGUUAGCGACUUUUUUUCUUCCCCCUGUGCAUUUGUUUCCACUGCCACCUCCUUUCUCACAGUGACUUAGGGAAACGAAUCAACGAGAGUCGAAAUAGGACCCAUCGGCAGCGUUGGAACACGUGUUUCUAGACUCCAGUAACUGAGACGGUAGAAAAGUUGCCCACACGAUAUUUGGCACCUAGUUAGGUAUGUGUUCCUAGAACAAUCUUGAGAAAAUAUUUUUGCCCUGCCCUUCUUUUUCAUUUCUGGCUCUUCAAAAAAAGUUUUUUUGGUGUUUUGUCAUACCCAAGGGAGUACUUCGGAUAAUGACUUUGCGGUAUCCAUCAGCAUAGUGUGUCCCAGAGAGGGGCACAGCUAGCUGUAAUGUUGCUUUUGAUGACUACAGGCUGUGGCCCCGGCUCCCGGACGGCAUACUACUCCUUCCAAGCUCUUUCUUAACUCUUAACCUCCUUGCCGUUCUUCCUGGCCCACGACAGAGAGGAGGCACUUGGCUGACAGGCCUGUCAUUUCUGGGUUUUCUUAAGCAGCCAUGCCAAGAGACCAGAGCCCAUAUCUCCAUCUUCCCAGCGUGCCACUUGGCCCAAAUCCUUAAAUAAUGCAUGUGGCUAAGCUGGAAUCCAUUUUCUAUGUCCCCAGGAAUGACAAUCCAUUCUCUGUUUUGAGAGCCUAUUCCUAGAUCAGAAACUUGUGAAGAUUCUCCGCCUGUUGGGAGUGGAAGGUCCACAGCUCCUUACCUUCAGGCCUGUUCUCUUUUGUCCCCCCUUCCUUCCUUGUCCCCGGGAUUGUCAUGACCCGGAAGUGAAUUGUUUCUGCAGCUUUUCAUUUUUUCUGAAAGUCAGUCUGUUUCAAAGUUAAAUAUUGAACCUCAGGGGCACUUUGGUGGCUCCUUUGGUUGAGUGUUCGACUCUUGAUUUCAGUUCAAGUCAUGGUCCCAAGGUCGUCGGAUGGAGCUCUGAGUCGUGCUUUACAUGGAGCAUGGAGCCUGCCUGAGAUUCUCUCUCUCUCUCUCUCUCUCUCUCUCUCUCUCUCUCUGUCCUUCCUUCCGUCUCCCCCACUCUCGUGCACACACUCUCUCUCUAAAAUUAAAACAUAAAUAAAUAAAACAAUAAGUAUCAUACCUUGUAUUCACCAGUAAUAACGAACGUGUGUGCUUCAGAUGGAAGUUAUGAUUUCUGUCCAGAAGAAGGGUGUGGAUUUGGUGGGGUGGGGGGCCAAGGAAGAGAGAGAGAGAGCCUAUGAAUGAAACAACAUAGAAAUAGUAAAAGGUUCUGAUUCCUUUGGGAGGAAGGAGAAAAAUAGCAAAACCCUGAUGUACUAUAUUUUAUCCUUUAUGUCGGCUGAGAAAUUAGGGUCAGGACCCAGAAACUUUGCUCUAUCUCCUGGUGUUUGUUUCAGCUCAGGUGGGGUGGGCUUCUCCUUUGAUGGGUCAUUUCCUUGUCUCCCUUCACAUUCCAGGCUGCAUUAAGAUGACAAAUUUCACUUAUGGGCUCAGGCACAGACGUGAAAACCUGAGCUAUGGAGCUAACAGGGUGAGUGCAGAGGAGUGGAUUUAUUGGGGGGAGAAAGGGAUUGUUCCAAGAGCACAGCAGAUUUGGGGAGCCCGGCCCCGCAUCAGAGAGUGCACAGGAUGGCCCGGACAGUACCCGCCUCUCCCCCAUCAGCCCUGGUCUGAGGCCUCAUCACUUGCCCCAAGGCUGAAGACACAUGUUAAAGUAAUUACGAGACUUCUUUAAAGCACACACACACACACACACACACACACACACACUCCAGAAUAUGUUGUUCGUAGAUGUGCAACUUUAUUUGGACAUCACCUGAAAGCAGGUUUUGCAGAAAAGAUUGAGGGCGAAAUACGUAGAAUAAAGGCCUUGUGUUCUUUUCUAUCUGUGAACUCCACAAUAAAUAGCUCACUUCUCCUACGCUGCCUUUAGUGAGGAGAAAAAAAAAAAUCUUGGACAGCAAAGAGCAUGUCCGUCACAUCAAACAUAACUGCGUUAAAUAGUAAAAUGUUCAAAGUCCAACUGAGAUAGAUAAAGGCUUUGAUGGAAAGUGGAUAUUUCCCAGGGACAUUACAAGCAAUAAUCCAGAUGUUAUGCUGUAAUGCAACGAGUGUCGUGGAUAGAUCAGGAGAUCCAGCCAAGCCGCGCCUGAUGUAGGCCUUAGCCUUGCCCUCCCAUGCUGUUCCGCCAUAUGGAACCUAUCUCUCGGCCCUCUUAAUAACCAGCUUUGGAUUCCAUUUUCACAGAGCUCAUAGAGCUAAGUGGGGCUGUUUUAUGGACAAGUUAGAUAGAAGCCUUUCCAAGAUAAACAUCCAAUUUGAAAUUAGGACAUACCAAGCCACAAAAUUAUUUUAGGGCAUAUUUCAUGGAAGCCCUGCCAUUUUUCUUAGGCAAUUGCCAGACUGGAGGAUGCCCUUUGAUCCCAUGUGGACAUUACUCCCUUCUUUAUAAAAAGGAUUUUGAAAUAGUUGCAGUGUUUAGGGAGGAAUAUAUCUGUCGGAACUUUGAAGCAUGGCCAUGGGACAGGUCAUGCUUUUUAGCUUGUUGGUUGGCAAGUCAAACUUUAAGAAGAAAAAAGAAAAAAAAAAAGGGAAUUGUAGCCGGAUAUAUGAAUCAAAAUCUCAUUUUCCUUUUAAAGAUAGAAGUUUUCAGCCCGUGUGCUUAAUAAGCUAUAAAAUGUACUCAGUGUAUCCACAUCUAUACGCUCAAAUAUAAAUUUAUAAACACAUACGCAUAUAUGUUUGUAUAUGUGUCUGUUGGUGUACUGUGUUGGCGUGUGUUGUGUUUAAUUAACAUGAAAUCGCUUGACUUUAAUACUUUCAUAUAGCUUUUUUUAUUGAAUAUAUUCUCUCCACAACCAAACUGGAAAUAGAAGUUCAGAAAGAAUCGUUCAUGUUCUCCAGAGGAGAGGGAUUUUUUUUUCUUUUUAAAAUGAAUUAUUUUCCCUUGCCCCCUCCCUGCUCUGUCUCGGCACCUCCAAAACUCGUGCAUGCGUGUGUGUGUGUGUGUGUGUGUGUGUGUGUGCAUUUUAAGAGAAGAGCAGCGCAGAUGUGAAGUUUGAGAGUGUGGACUUCCUUGAAUGUGCUUUGCUUAAGGUCGUCAUAAAAUGAUCAAAUGCUUGGUGGCUUGUUGCCGCACCAUUUAUUAAGAGUGGUGGAGUAACGUGUUGGAUGAGGUAAGCUGGUAUAUAAUUAAUACGGUACUGACAUACCAUUUGUUGUGAUAAAUUGUGACUAACUGGUGUCCGAGCGAAUUGGUGUCUGAAUGAUCUCGAAGAUAUAUUGAGUAGAUGACAGGAACAAAUAUAUAGUGUUAGAAAUUCAUGGCUUUACUAUGGUACUUUAUGCCAUUUACAUUCUCCAGUCCAUUUAUUUCUCCUUCAAAUACGCCCGCCUCUGCUCGUACCAUUUCACGUAUCGAGCGGCGAACGUAGAUCAACUCCACCAACUCAAUGCAGCGUGCGGAUCAGGUGGGGAUCCUCAUUCAGACAAACUAACCAUAAAAGAGACACGGUGGAGACCUUCAGGGAAAUGUGACUCUGUGCUGGGUGUCUAACAAUAUUAAGGGAGUUAUGGUUAUUUGUGUUGAAUGUGGUCACGGCAGGGUGCUUCUGUAAAAACACAUAUGGGUUUUGCUUUCAACUCUUUCAGCCCGAGAAAAAGAGUGAAGGGCUAGAUGAGGUCAGAUGGGCAAAAGGUGGAAUCAGAUGGAUCAGCACGUGGAGAUUUAUAUGCCAUGCUCUCUGCCUUUGUGCGUGUUUGGAAAUUUCCAUAGUGGAAAUUAAAAAUAAAGUGUGCGUGUCCUCUUUAUAAUUUAAUAAUCGGGGAUGUUUGCUCUCCUCUACAUUCUGUUUAAGGUGUGUGUGAGUGUGCAUGAGUAAUAUAAUUUAGAAAAGGAAAAAAAACAAACAAACAAGUAAAGAGUUACCCAAUCUCUACUGGAUCCCAGGCGCCGUGCUAAGGACGUUAUACAUCCUUCCCCUCCCUGCAGAUCUGCAAAUCGCAUUUGCCUGGCUGGUUGCUUCCAGGCUGUAUCUGGAGUUGUGAAUCUCACUGUGGUGGUGGGCAUUUUAGGAGCAGCCCAAGGAAUAAAGGGAAGUGUGGACAGAUUUGAGUGUGAGGGAUAAAAUCAAAACCGUUAUUGCCAAAUGCCCAGAGUCCUCUUUGAUACGCAACUUGCGACUCUCAGAGUCCUUGAAAAAGAACCAACUCUGGAAUGGGAUUAUAAGCAUAACCUUGUUGGGAGGGAAGAAUGUAUCAGGAGGAAGCAUGACAGAAAUGUUUGUCCAGUUAAAACUGGGAGACCAGAGGUAUAAAAGUAAGACACUGUGUAAGAGUGCAAAUCCGCAGUGGCGGGAACAGUUUGACUUUCACUACUUCUCUGACAGGAUGGGCAUUUUGGACAUUGAAGUGUGGGGAAAGGACAGCAGAAAGCACGAGGAACGUCUGGGCACGUGCAAAGUGGAUAUCGCAGCGCUGCCUCUGAAGCAAGCCAACUGCUUGGAGCUGCCCCUGGAGAGCUGCCUGGGGGCCCUCCUGAUGUUGAUCACGCUCACUCCCUGUGCUGGCGUCUCCGUCUCUGAUCUGUGCGUGUGCCCCUUAGCAGACCCCAGCGAGAGAAAGCAGAUUGCCCAGCGAUAUUGCUUACAGAAUUCCCUGAAAGAUAUGAAGGACGUCGGCAUUUUACAAGUGAAGGUCUUAAAGGCAGUAGAUCUCUUAGCAGCGGAUUUCUCAGGGAAGAGCGAUCCUUUUUGCUUGUUGGAGUUAGGCAAUGACCGACUUCAGACACACACCAUUUACAAAAACCUCAACCCUGAGUGGAACAAAGUUUUUACAUUUCCUAUUAAAGAUAUCCACGAUGUUUUGGAAGUGACAGUGUUUGACGAAGAUGGAGAUAAACCUCCUGAUUUUCUUGGAAAAGUUGCCAUUCCCUUGCUGUCCAUUCGAGAUGGACGACCAAAUUGCUACAUAUUGAAGAAUAAAGAUUUAGAACAAGCUUUUAAAGGAGCUAUUUACUUGGAGAUGGACCUCAUAUAUAAUCCGGUCAAGGCGAGUAUUAGGACCUUUACUCCCAGAGAAAAGCGCUUUGUUGAAGAUAGCCGCAAGCUGUCCAAGAAGAUCUUAUCAAGAGAUGUAGACCGUGUGAAAAGAAUCACCAUGGCAAUGUGGAAUACAAUACAGUUCCUUAAAAGCUGCUUCCAGUGGGAAUCCACGUUAAGAAGUGCAGUAGCGUUUGUGGUAUUUUUGGUCGCCGUCUGGAAUUUUGAACUGUACAUGAUCCCCCUGGCCUUAUUACUCCUCUUCAUCUACAAUUUCAUCAUUCUCACAAAAGGGAAGACGGGCAGCAUCCAGGACAGCCAGGAGAGCACAGACGUAGACGAAGAGGAGUAUGACGAUGACAAGGAAUCCGAGAAAAAGGGGUUAAUUGAAAGAAUCUAUAUGGUACAGGAUAUUGUUUCAACUGUUCAAAACAUCUUGGAGGAAAUAGCUUCUUUUGGAGAAAGAAUUAAAAACACGUUUAACUGGACGGUCCCAUUCCUUUCCUUCCUGGCCUGCCUGAUCCUGGCAGUGGCCACCGUCGCUUUGUAUUUUAUUCCACUCCGGUACAUCGUUUUAAUCUGGGGCAUAAAUAAAUUUACUAAGAAGCUUCGAAAUCCCUAUGCCAUCGACAAUAAUGAGCUGUUAGACUUCCUCUCCAGGGUACCGUCUGAUGUUCAAAAGGUGCAGUACGCCGAACUGAGACCCUGCAGCAGCCACAGCCCCCUUCGGAAGAAGCGCAGUGCCGUCUAGGACACGCGCCAACUCUGGCCACCGGCACCCGAUUCCCUGUGGGGUCGAUGAGACCCGUGAUGUCUCUGUUCCACCGGUGGUCCCCACCGUGUCUUUCCAAAACACGUGCUGUGUGGAGCCCUCCCCCUCUUCUCCCUGCUUCUCCACGGGCACCGAUUGCACACGUGUGCGCACGUCCACGCACACGGGUGUGCUGGUUGCGUAGCAGGUCAGCCCCUCGCAAGGAAACAAGCCAGAGACCGUGAAAGACUGAUGUCCCUUCUCCCGUAGAAAGUAACGUAAGGCUGUCAGGGGUCUCAACAGCCUCCUUGAAAACAGCCGGGAGUCCACCUGGAUUCAAGAGGGACUUUGAACUUGUUACGGUACCUCCACCAGAUUCUCCUGAAGAUCUGGUCAUGUCCACUCCCGUCUGCACACUCCUUUCAGAUUGUUGUUCACGUGAGGCAGUCGGUUUCUCCGAGUUAGCAAAUCCCUGGUAGCCAUCGUCUCCCCACAUAGUAUAUAUCAUGCAUAGAUUUUUAAAUAAUGACCCAGAUCAGCUCAAGUCUUUGGGAGUCUUUCAGCCGGGAUUACUGAAGACCCGUAUGGAAAAUUGUGGUCAACACCUCGGCGCUGGAUGCCAGCCUCUUUCACCGUCCAUUGCUGGCAAUGGAAGGCCCCGGAAAGUCCAAAGGGACCACUCGUCCAAAAAGCGAAGGUUUCAGGGAGAGUAUUUGGUUGCCUUAAAAACGCCAUUUCUUCUGACUUGACUUCGCUUUAUUUCCAAAAUAAAAUGUCAAUAUUAUAGCUGCAGGACGUGGGGGAUGAAUGAAUGAAUUCUGAAAGUAUUUAGAAAGAAAGGUAAAGGCUGGGGAGCAAGGGACUAACGAAUGAAGGUGGACCGCUCACCUGAUUGUCGUAAUCCCUUCAUUCGCCCGCAUUUGGGGGCAGAAAGUAAAAAUAAGGCAGCAGUCCAAAAUGAUCUUUCGUUCCUGAGCAAAAUAAUCUGCAUGUAAUACAUCUAUAUCUCAGAACCGCGUUCCUAGAAAAGCAUCAUCCCCAAAUCCUGCAUAGUAUCUGAUGCCUACAGCCCCCAUUUCAUAGUACCCCCCAGAUAAAAACCCCGAUUUUGUGCAUAUAUAAAAUGUAUGCCAAUAUCUUUAUGUUCAAAUGAUAUUUAAGUUGUAAAGACCGUAUUUAGUUGACACAUACUUUAUGCAGUUUUAUAUAUAUAUAUAUAAUAUAUAUAUAUAUGUAUUGUAAAGAAAAGUCGAGGUAAAAAAAAACAGAUUUAAUAGUGAGUUUUGCUAUUUUUUUUCCUCUCUGGGUUGUAAUUUAAUAAUCUUCAAACAAAAUGUUUAUGAAAAAUGCCAAAGAUUCUAAACCUUAUCAUCCUGUGUCUGUUUGUCUUCAUAUUAUAUCUUCCUGGGUUUCUUUCUGGCUGAGCCAGAUUUCUGCAUGAUUUGAUUUGCUUCAAGUUAAUGAAGCUGGUGGGAAAAGAGCCUUGCAGAAAUUAUAAAAGCUCCAGUAAAUCUCUUAGUUGUACAUACAAUAGAUAUCCAAGAACCUCUUUUGUGAAACCAGUUACUCAAUCUUCUGUGUAAACAAUGCCUCAUUGUCUCACUCCCGACUAUCAUGUAGUUUAUCAUAGUCUGUCAUUUUGUAACGACCUAAGUCAGACAUUUUUAAACAGACACGUGAGAUCUGAUCAGUCAUUCGAAUGAAAACUUUCAGCAAGCAAAAUAACCCCUUAUUUAUUUUUAAAAGUAGCACUGAUACUUUAUUGUUGUUCUUCGGCUAUGCAAUUUCAAAAUGAAAUAAUUUGUCCAACAAGGAGCCAUCAUUAGCGACUCUUCCUCCCUCUGUCACCCAACAGGAAUUCGGAGCGUUUAGUUUAGGAUGCAGACAGCAGCUGGGAUUCGGGACCGAAUCAACCUUUAAUAAACUGUCAAUGGAAAACAAGUGUUAAUUGAUUAAGGAGGCUUUGAAGGUUAAAAAUGUUAGUUGUAAGGGGAAUGUGAAGACUGGUACAAGUAAUCAAACUCGGAUGAAAGAUUCCAGAAUGCUUUAUAUAAAAUUCAUGGAUUGUGGAUUCACAGUACGAUCAUUAAAGAUAAUUUAGUAGGAAUGUUGAAGUUUAGCCAAGCUCUCCUGGUUCUCUUCUCUUCUCAGACCUCACGCUCCCGUUUCCAGCCCUGCCUGGAUGUCUUAAAGGCGUCUAUCCCGCGGUGGGUCAGCAACUCCAUUAUUGCUCCCUUGAUGUGUUCAGGACUCCUAAUGUCAUAGUCUCCCUCUCGUUUCCUUAUUUCCCUUACUGGCACUGGCAUCUUCUGGGCUGGGAGACUCUGGGCAUCCCAUUUGUUGUUACUUAUGUUAUUUCCCACACUUCCCAACCCACAAAUUUGUAGAUCCAGUGUUGACUGUCGUGUUAUCUUGUCCAUUUCUGAUCACCACCCCCUAAGCCAAGGCCUCCAUAACCUCUCACGAGUCACGGCGAUUACAUUAUGCCAGAUUAAACCUCAUUCCGACUGUUCUUUUCACCAGGAAUACUUUCAGGUUUCUGAAAUUCUACCUUCCUUUAUGUUUUUUUAAAUGCUUGUUGGGGCGCCUGGGUGGCUCAGUCGGUUAAGUGGCCGACUUCGGCUCAGGUCAUGAUUUCGCGGUCCGUGAGUUCGAGCCCCGCGUCGGGCUCUGUGCUGACAACUCAGAGCCUGGAGCCUGUUUCGGAUUCUGUGUCUCCCUCUCUCUGACCCUCCCCCAUUCGUGCUCUGUCUCUCUCUGUCUCAAAAAUAAAUACACGUAAUAAAAAAAAAAUAAGUAAAUGCUUGUUUAUUUUGAAAGAGAGAGAGCAUGAGCGGGGAAGAAGGGGGGUGCGGGGCGGGUAGAGAAUCCCAAGCAGGCUCUAUGCUGAGUGAGGAGCCCGACACAAGGCCUGAUGUCACAACUGUGAGAUUGUGACCUGAAUCGUUAUCAAGAGUCACCAACUGAGACACCCAGGUGCCUGAAUUCUACCCUUCUUUAAAAGUUUCAAAAGUUUCCUGCCCCAAAUAGACUUUCUCUAACAUCCUUGUCUGAAUAACAUUCUACCCUUCUCUCUUGUUCCCUCACAUCUUCUAUAUCUUUCUGGCAUUUGCUGUAUUCUGCUAUAGCUCGUAGUUACCAGAGGCUUUUGACCCCAGCUGUCCUCUACUGAUGGAGCACCCUGUCUGGCACCUAAUAGACACUCAGGAAAUACAUGAUUAAUUGAUUGAGUCAUAGUCGACUUUUCUUCUCUGCCCUUUUCAUGUAUACAGAGGGCUGAUCUGGGUAGAUUAGCAUGGUCGAUCAGAGGAAGUAAUUUCUUGCAUUUAGUGCAUAGCUUAUAUUGUGUGAUACUAUUUAUAAGCUCUGGCAUGCCCACUAUAAACAUUUAAAUGAUGUCUUAUAUUGGUGAAGUCAUUGUUACCUAUAUAUCACAGGAAAAUAUAUUUGUGCAUGGUAAAAAAAACAAAAACAAAAACAAAAAACCCUAAAACUUUCUGAUUCUUUUUCUUGUCAUUUAUCACUUGAUGAACAUAUACUGAAUACUGAUGACCUACCUGAACAAAACAGACUACAUUCCCUUGGUAAAAGCAGACGUGAAACAGAUACCUUUCAAAAGGGGCAUGAUGUUUGUAGAUUCAAGUUUGAAAAAGAAUAUUCUGACUGCAGUGGGUAGACUAGCAAUUAUGAAUGUUCACGGAAGAGCCAACUUGAAGUCUUGAUAAAUUGAUGGGCCUUCAAAUAGUAUCAAUGGGAAAAAAUACAAGUGAAAUUCUGAAAUUGUGAGAUGGGUAGGAGAAAAAAUGAGCAGAGCUUAUCAGUUGCUUGACUAUGGGGUGAGGGAAAGAGUAGAACAAAGAUGGCACUCAGUCUGGUCAUUGUUGGGUCUGGGAAGGUGGUAUGUGCUAAGAGAGAAUUAUAGGAGCAGCCAUGAAAGGAACAGCAUGAACCUGGUUUUAGAAGAUGUUGAAUUUGAGGUAGCUGAUGAGGCUUCAAAAGGGGAUCUCAAAGAGGUGCCAAUAUAUAUGCUUAAGGGACAACAUUCAUAGAAAUGAUUAAAGUCCCAUGCUUUGAGAAAUUGACUCAAUACUCAAAAAAGUCCUAUAAAGAUGAGUCCACCUAGACUAAAUAGAAAUAUUAAACAAGAGAAAAAGCAGUAAGCAUACACUGUCAUAGAAUUCAACUGGUGGAGUGUAUUCCAAGAAAACAGGUGUUUUUUAGACCAACAAAACAGGUCUAUAGUGCUAACUACCACUGAGAUCACAUCAGAUGAGGACAGAAGAAUGACCUUUAGUUAACAGCAUGGCAACUUGUGGAGACCGUGGUGAUGAGUCAUUUCAGUUGAAUGGUAAAAAAAGGAAACCAGAUUUGGGUUGAGAAAUGAGUAGCCCUAGGAAAAUGGAGGCAGCCUGGCAGUAACCCUUGAAAAAUUCCACUAGAAGGAGAGCAGGGAGAGAGCACAGCGACUCAUAAUGAAAGAAGGGGCAUGGAAUUGUUAAGGAAAAAAAAUUAGAUGUCAUGAACUCAGUGUAUACCUAUUGACAACAAAAAACUCUUCAUUAGUACAAGAUGGGAUGAUCUGUAUCAUUUAAAACUACCCUUGUCAAAACCCACCUCUCUUUUGUGUAGUAUUAGUCUAACUUUUAUGGUAAUAAAAUGGUUAGGAAAUCAAAAUAGAGUGUCCUCUGAAAAUGUUACGAGUACCAAUGGAUAAUUGGAUCAAUGUUGACAGGUUCCACUUAAAGAAUGGCAUAAAGCACAUUGCUUCUUUAUGGAGGUCUCUUUGUAUAAAGCCUGCUCUUCCGGCAUUUUAAUGUGGUGAUUUACACGGGGAAAAUGGAUAGUUAGCAUUUUAUACCAUUUAUUCAUUGCCAGGUACUUCCUAUAUGCUUUAGAUGUAAUAAAUCAUGUAAUUAACAACAAAAACAGUGUUAUGAAAUUCCUUUAAAUACUUAUGGAAAGAAUAAUCUCAUGCAAACUCUCCCAGAAAAUAGUAAAAAAAAUAAAAAAUAAAAAAAUAACACUUUUCUACAUAUUUUAUGAAGCCAAUAUAAUCCUCACUCCAAUAACCAGCAAGGUGAUACAAGGAUAGAAAAUGACUGACCAAAAUCCCUUAUGAAUAUAAAUACAAAAUUAUGAAAGAUGUGUAAGCUUCUACAUUGAAAACAUGAUUGAGAGAAAGAAGAUAAAUAAAUGUAGGGCUUCGCGCAUUAGAAGAUUCAGUAUAUUAAGAUGUCAAGAGAUUAAAUGUAAGCCCAAUAAAAAUCAUAACUUUUGCAGAAAUUAAUCAGCUGAUUCUAUAAUUACAUGGAAAUGCAACAAUCCAAGAAUAGUCAAAGCAAUCUUGCAGAUGACUAACACUGGCAGAUAACAAAAUGUAUUAUAAAGUUAUUGUAACUAGACAAUGUGCUAUAGGCACAAGUGUAGACAAAUAGAUUAAAGAAGUAGAAAAGAUCAGGACACCCACACAUAUUUGGUUAACCUCUCACCCAAGUUAUGUCAAAGGUAACGUAUUUUCGGUGUGGGAACAGCCUGCAGUGUAGGGAAAAAACCUUUUUGAAAAAUGACACUGGGUCACUUUAGUAUCCACAUGGAUAAAAGAAAUAUUGACUCCUGCUUUAUUCUCACGAAAAUCAAUCCUGCAUGAAUUGCAAAUCCUAAAAGCAGAAGGCAAAAUAGAUUUCAGACAUAGAGAUAUGAAAACGUUUUCAUGUCUAUGUGAAAAGCAAAGAUGUCUUAAAUGGAAAACAAAAGGCUAAUCAUAAUGAGAAAAUACUGAUACAUUGGAGAUCAUUAAAAUUAACUUUUUCCUCUAGAAGUAUGGUUAAGAGAGUAAAAGGAUUAAGCCACAGAGUGAAAGGCAAUCCAUAAUCUCUAUAUACAAUCUGGCAAAGAAUUCUAUCCAGAAUACAAACAGAUUUUCCACAGUGACAAGGCUGAAAACACAAUACAAAAAUGGGCAAAAGACUUGAACAGUCACUUCACCAAAGAGCCUAUGCAAAUGGCCACUAAACAUAUAAAAAGGUGCUCGACAUCAGUAGUCAUCAGGCAAAUGCAAAUUGGAACCUCUGGAAAAUGAUAUUACACAUAACCAAAAUGGCUAACAUGAAAAGUCAAGUGUUUUUAAGGAUAUGGAAAAACAAAUUCCUAUAUACUGCUGGUGAGUGAGAACAUAAAUUGGUAAAAGCAAUUUGGAAAAGAAGUAUCUAUUAAUGUUAACCAUAUGCAUGCCCUAUGACCCUUCCCCCAGUGUCACUCUUAAGUAUAUAACCAACAGAGGUGUGCAUGCAUUGGAUAAAAGAUGGGCCCGAGACUAUUUAUAGCAGCACUCCUUGCAUAAUUCCAAAAACAGAAACAGUAUAUAUUCAUCAACACCUGGGACAAUCAAUUGCUUGUGACUCUACAAUGAAAUACCAUACAGAAAUGAAAUGAAAAACGAAUGUUGCAUGCAACAACAUAGGUACCUUUCACAAAUAAGGCUCAACAAAAGAAACAAGACACAGCACAAAUAAGUGCCAUGAAAGAUUUCAUUUGUGUAGAGUUCAAAAACAGGAAAAUACAAUCCAUGGUGUUAAAACUCAGAAGGCUGGGGGUGUAGUGGGUAAAAGGAGCCAUAAGUGGAAUUCUUGGGUUCUGCCAUUCUAGUCUGGAUUCUUGUUACGUGAACCUGUUAACUUUGUGAAAUUCAUUGAGCUGUAAACUUAUGACUUGUGUAAUUGUCUGCAUGUUUACUAAGAGGAAAGAAAAAUUAUGAAGCAUGACAAUUUUAUUCCUCAUUUACCAUUAAAGAAACUGAAGCUGAUCAUGGUUAGUAUUUUCAACAUGAAACAAGAGCACCAAUCCAAAUAAACAUUUUAAGUUGUGGGGA
Molecule: messenger RNA, 13374 nt
Organism: Acinonyx jubatus (cheetah)
Lineage: Eukaryota; Metazoa; Chordata; Mammalia; Carnivora; Felidae
Gene: MCTP2
Product: multiple C2 and transmembrane domain containing 2
Exons: 16
Coding region: 4986-6506 (506 amino acids)
Biological process (GO): regulation of neurotransmitter secretion
Cellular component (GO): synaptic vesicle membrane
Molecular function (GO): calcium ion binding
Source: RefSeq, a predicted model, not a curated record